Carlito syrichta (Philippine tarsier) is the source of this 3621-nucleotide messenger RNA. RefSeq names its product ER lipid raft associated 2 (gene ERLIN2). Gene Ontology annotation, biological process: SREBP signaling pathway. The transcript has 12 exons. Bases 119 to 1138 code for a protein of 339 amino acids. NCBI's taxonomy places the organism in Eukaryota, Metazoa, Chordata, Mammalia, Primates, Tarsiidae. The record is from RefSeq and is a predicted model, not a curated record. Gene Ontology annotation, molecular function: ubiquitin protein ligase binding; cholesterol binding. Gene Ontology annotation, cellular component: endoplasmic reticulum; endoplasmic reticulum membrane.
AUCGGAGCGACAGCCCGGAAGGAAGUAGCGUGCGAGAGGCGUGGUGGUUUCUGCGGUUGCACGGGGGUUCGGACGAGUACGGAGCGCCCAGAGGGACAGUCUGGAUAAAAGUUCACUGAUGGCUCAGUUGGGAGCAGUUGUGGCUGUGGCUUCCAGUUUCUUUUGUGCAUCUCUCUUCUCAGCUGUGCACAAGAUAGAAGAGGGACAUAUUGGGGUAUAUUACAGAGGCGGUGCCCUGCUGACUUCGACCAGCGGCCCUGGCUUCCAUCUCAUGCUCCCUUUCAUCACAUCAUAUAAGUCUGUGCAGACCACACUCCAGACAGAUGAGGUGAAGAAUGUUCCUUGUGGGACUAGUGGUGGUGUGAUGAUCUACUUUGACAGAAUUGAAGUGGUGAACUUCCUGGUCCCAAAUGCAGUGUAUGAUAUAGUGAAGAACUAUACUGCUGACUAUGACAAGGCCCUCAUUUUCAACAAAAUCCAUCACGAACUGAACCAGUUCUGCAGUGUGCACACACUUCAAGAGGUCUACAUCGAGCUGUUUGAUCAAAUUGAUGAAAAUCUCAAAUUGGCUUUGCAACAGGACCUCACCUCCAUGGCCCCUGGGCUUGUCAUCCAAGCUGUGCGGGUGACAAAGCCCAAUAUCCCCGAGGCAAUCCGUAGAAACUACGAGUUGAUGGAAAGUGAGAAGACAAAGCUUCUCAUUGCAGCCCAGAAACAGAAGGUGGUGGAGAAAGAAGCUGAGACGGAGCGGAAGAAAGCCCUCAUUGAGGCAGAAAAAGUGGCUCAGGUUGCUGAAAUCACCUAUGGGCAGAAGGUGAUGGAGAAGGAGACUGAGAAGAAGAUUUCAGAAAUUGAAGAUGCUGCAUUUCUGGCCCGGGAGAAGGCAAAGGCGGAUGCUGAGUGCUACACCGCUAUGAAAAUAGCCGAAGCCAACAAGCUGAAGCUGACCCCUGAAUAUCUGCAGCUGAUGAAGUACAAGGCCAUUGCUUCCAACAGCAAGAUUUACUUUGGCAAAGACAUUCCUAACAUGUUCAUGGACUCCGCAGGCAAUCUGGGCAAGCAGUUUGAGGGGCUAGCUGACAAGCUGAGCUUUAGCUUAGAAGAUGAGCCCUUGGAGGCAGCCACUAAGGAGAACUGAGAAAAAAUAAUUUUAUACAACCUCAGAUGACACUUAAGAUCUUUAUUUUUUAAGAUGAACCGAAAUGUUUCUCGCUCCCAUACUACCUUCUUUGACUCUCUUCAAGCUACUAUGGUGAAAAAAAAUGGACUUAAAUCUACUCCCUUCCCAGGAAAGGAGGGUGGGGAUUGAUGAUUCGGGGUGUUAUUCAGGUAAGUAGGUUAUGUGACUUCUGAUAAGAUUUGUAAAUCAUGGGUUUGACCUCUGACUUCCAGACACUAAUUUUGUCCUUUGAAGCUGGCUUGAUUAGGGAUGCUAUCAAUAAGGAGUGGAAGAAAGGCAGAGUGCUGCCUCCACGUGGUUUGAUUUCCCUUAUUUGGGAAAAUGCAGUCCAGUGUUCUCACCCCUGCCUCCAAGGUGGGAGAUGUCUGUGGGUGAGGCUCAGCAACUGAGCAAAUAUGUGCUUGUGAGUUUGCCAGGAAGGCUGUGGAGAAACAGCUACAGAAAAUGUUUGACCUUCCUGGCAUUUUUGUCAGCACAUGUUUGAGUUAUUUCAGAGGCGUGCUUUCUUGAGCCCUCAUAAGGAAGUACUGGUGCUAGGUUUUGCAAGAUUUUCUAUACACUUCGCUACUUGCCCUAGGACUCAGAGUGGUGGUUUCUGGCUCCAUUUCUAGAGUCAGAACUUGGUCACUACCACAUAAUUCUUUUUAAACUUUUCACCUAUGAUUUGGUUUUUUCCUUCACAAUCUGUUCAUUGGUUCCACUCAGCAUCAAGAAGACAGGAACAAACAACUCAAGUGUCUUAAUAGCUGCUGAAAUGAGAGCCUUAUACCUAUUAGCCCCUGCUGUGGCUCAGCAGUGCAUAGUUCAGCAGAGUAUGAAGUGUCUAUUUAUCAUUGUGGAGAUUCUACAGUGAAGAGCUCUGACACGGUGUAUGAAGAGAAAAGAAGGGUUGGCCAAGAGAUGUCCUGGUCUGUGACUUCCAAGCCCUUAGCUUGUGCUGGAAGUUUUUCUGACAUCAUGACAAAAGGGAGCCUACUGAGUAGCCUGUGUUUUUAAACCCAGGGCUCCGAGCAGCCACACAGGGCUCAAACUGAAUGUUUACUCUCCAGAGACAGCUCCAUAAAGGCAAGUCAGAGUUCAUGCCCAAGUCCCUGGGCUGAAAUGACUGCCUCAGAAUCUGUUCAGAAUGUUUUCUUUUUCAUUACUAGCCAGGAAAGUUUUGAGUCACCCUGGAAGAUUCGGGAUGGGAAAAGCAAACAUGAAAGAAAGGUUGUUCUUAGGUCCUGAAAUUGAAAUUGGGGAUUGGGGGUAAGAGUAGGGGUCCAGCCUGUACAGCCCAUGAGUUGUGUACAGAAUUGUUAAGUGGAGGGCAGCAAUCUGUAGUUAAAGUGCAAACAUAAUGGUAGCCUCCAUGACCAGCUCUGGCUUAUGAUUUGGCCUUGUUAUUAGCUGUCUUCCACCCAAAUAAAACUCCUACUGUACCCCUCUUCCCUGGGUGAAUCUAUGAAUGGUACUUUCUGGCACAAAUCCCACCUCAUUUUUGGUCCCAUGCCCAGUCUUUUUGGUUUAUCACAUAGUCCCUGAACUUGAACCAGCUUGCUCAGGAGUUUGCGGGGGCAUUUGGUCUACCUAGAAAGAGGCAGUGUUAAAAUGUUGCUCUUUCUGUUCUGAUUCCUGUGACUUUGAAUUCUCAAACUACUCGUCCUGGUCACCCUUUGUACAGGCAGCAAAAUGUCGCUGGGAGUGAUAGAUUUUAGUGUGCUCAAGAGUCCUUGCAGAAAGUGGUCAGUCUCUCAAAACCAGCAUAGGAUAUCCAUUGUUAAAAUGCAUUCUUCUUUCUCCUGCUUCAAUUCUAUUAAUCACUUGUUAGGAGCAGCAUCACAUGCCCAGCACCCGUCCCCAUAUAUGUCUGCUCCUUAUACUCUAAACUCUUGCUGCCUGGGCCUCAGAAAACACAUAUUUGCCACAAAAGAAUCAGGAGCUGGGCUAUCUCCACCUUUCUGAUUUACUUAGGCUCUCAACUUGAAAGCUUCUCUGGUACUAACAUCCUGUGAUAGCUUGGCCCUUGACCACAAAAGAGCCUUCAAGAGUAAAGUCCUGCUUCCACCCCAUCACCACAUUAAUGUCACUUCCUCUUGAAACAAAAAAUAUAAAUGUUGUCAUAACCAUCAGCGUAAAUCCAGUGGUUAUGUGUACCUGUCUGAACAGUAAAAUCACGGAAGUCAGGUUUCUCCUUAGCAUAGGACAACUAACCCUUCUGUCGUUGUGACCUUUUUUUAACACUUACUAGAAAAUCUGAUUUUAAAACAUCUGAAUUCUAAACAUGUAAAAUGUGAUAGCCUGCAAUUUUGCAGGCAGUGAAGUAAUGGCUGCUAUUUAUAAGUGGAACUUCUAUUAAAAUAAGUAAUUGUUUAUAAAAUUCAGUUUUUGUAGGAUUUUUCCAAGGAAAAGUCACCUUGGUUGAAUGUUUCUCUCUCAUUAAACUUUGCAGAAGUAAUUCA